AUGGCGCCCCCAAAGUUCAAGCAACGAGAACGACACACCAAGGCAGCCUACUCCGCUUCGCAACCACUCUUCGACGCUCUCCGCCAUGGCACCGACCGCACCAGCCAACAGACUAGCAAUCUCACACUCGCGCGCAACGUUGUACAGCACCUACACGUCCAGCACUUCAACACCGAUGGCGAGAAAGACGGCGAGGCGGUGCAUAACCGCUACAUGGACUGCGCGGUCAAGGCUUGGCAGGCGGCGACGGCAACGUACGCAGAUAUCUUCGAGGCUUUGGCGGACGUGACUGCAGCAGAGCCGGACGAGGGGAGGGGUGAGAGGGCCGGACAUGCAGAGUUUGCGGAGAUGGCGAGGCUAGCGACGGAGGCGAACGACAAGGCGAGGGAGUUUAGACUGUUCGAAGACAUUGCUAGGGAGCAGGCUGAAGCAGCAGCUGCGGCGGCGCCCACAGAAGAUGUGGAGAUAGAGGAUGACUCGAGUGCGAGCGAGAGCGUGGCUAGUGAGGGUCUUGCUGCGCAAACAAGCGCUCAGGCUCAGAAGGAAGAACUGAAGAAGAAAGGAUGGACCGGCUCUGGAAAGGAGCGGAAAUGGAUCAAGCUGGACAUGCAGAGGGACAAGAGGAGGAAGCAGAAGGAAGAUCAGAAGAGGGAAGAGCUCGGUGAGCGUGCUGCAGUAGGCUCUGCUUCGCACGAUGUCGUCGACCGGAGUGCACCCAAGGCCAACGGGACUAUUCAUCCAUCCCGCGACAACCUCUUCUUCACGGAUCUUCAAGGCGACACUGCUGCACGGGCGGGGCAAAGCAAUGGCGUGAAGUACGAAGACGUCUCUGCCGAGGUCGAUGCGCGAAUGAAGGCAAAGGACGAGGCGAGGGAGGCCAAGAAGAAGGAAAAGAAGCGCAAGCGGGAGAGCAAUGGGACAGUCGAUGCUGCUACUGCUGGAGGUGAUGCAGCACCUGCGAAGGAAGUCAAGAAGGCUAGGCAUGGUGGAGUAGCUUUCAGGGCAGAAAAGCAUAAGCACAAGAAGCGCCGCGCAGACGACAAUAACUCGGGAGGUCGGAACAAGAAGCGGAAGAAGUCGACCGACUAA
This is a messenger RNA of Saxophila tyrrhenica, 1089 nucleotides long. RefSeq lists its product as uncharacterized. The record is from RefSeq and is a predicted model, not a curated record. Bases 1 to 1089 code for a protein of 362 amino acids. Lineage: Eukaryota; Fungi; Ascomycota; Dothideomycetes; Mycosphaerellales; Extremaceae. The transcript has a single exon.